Penicillium cataractarum is the source of this 1062-nucleotide messenger RNA. RefSeq names its product isopenicillin N synthase family dioxygenase. The coding region runs from base 1 to 1062 and encodes 353 amino acids. NCBI's taxonomy places the organism in Eukaryota, Fungi, Ascomycota, Eurotiomycetes, Eurotiales, Aspergillaceae. The transcript is spliced from 2 exons. The record is from RefSeq and is a predicted model, not a curated record. Gene Ontology annotation, molecular function: dioxygenase activity.
AUGGCGGGCAACCUUCAAGAUAUCAACCCAGCGUCUACUGCCGUGGCCAAGGACGAUCUGGUGAUUCCUCUUAUCGACUUCGGGCCCUUCUUCACCGGAACCCCGUCCGACAAGCACGCCGUCGCCUUAUCUAUCACCAAUGCCUUCAAGACAUCCGGCUUCGUAUACCUCAAAGAUCAUGGCAUUCCACCCUCAGUGGUAUCCCGAGUCUUCGCUUCAUCAGCUGGAUUCUUCCGUAGACCACAAAGCCAGAAGGACGGUCUGGGCUGGACUACCCCACAAUCGAACCGUGGUUAUGUCGCGAUCGGGCGUGAGAAGCUAGCUACCCUCGAAGAGACGGGGGAGAUGGAUGCAUUGCGGGGAUCUGCACCUGAUAUCAAAGAGACCAUGGAGAUAGGCCGUGAGGGAGUCGAUGGUCUGCCUAAUCAGUGGCCGGAUCAUCUCGAUGAUGAAGGGAAGGAUUUCAAGGAGACGAUGCUUUCCUUCUUUAGUAUGUGCAAGGAUCUGCACAGACAGGUUAUGAGUGCUAUUGCUUUGGGCAUGAAUUUGCCGGAGCACUUUUUCGACGGCUUUGUCAAUGAAGGGGAUAAUAAUCUUCGUCUAUUGCACUACCCUCCCGUUCGGAAGGAUGUCUUCAAGCAGAACCCGAAUCAGGUUCGUGCGGGCGAACACAGCGAUUAUGGGUCUAUCACGCUGCUUUUCCAAGAUCGACAUGGUGGUCUGCAGGUGCGAAGUCCCAAGGGGACGUUUGUCGAUGCGACUCCCAUCCCUGAUACCAUUGUCGUCAAUGCUGGGGAUCUCCUGGCCCGGUGGUCAAAUGAUACUAUCAAGAGUACUCGCCAUCGGGUCAUUGAGCCGCCCAAACCGGAGGGCCAGGAUGUGGAUGAUACGUCGGAUUCGUAUCCUUCUCGAUACAGUAUUGCUUACUUCUGCAAUCCGAAUAACAACAAGGUGAUCGAGGCGCUGCCGGGUACGUUUGGUGAAGAUAUCAACGUGACCAAGAAAUAUGCCGAUAUCACGGCAGGCGACUACCUGGUUCAGCGACUGACUGCCACCUACUGA